AGUCUUUGAUUGUAAUAUUACUGACAUCGUGAAGUCGAUAUGAAUAGUAUGUUCGAGAGAUGAAUUUUAGGACGGAUGUCUAAGCCGUGCAUCAGUACAUUUCUGUGUAAUAAUAAAUCUAAUGCGUUUAUUCCUGGAUGUAGGUUUCUUAGCAACAAGACUCUCUAGCUUUUGUUUGUAAGUGCUUUCUGCAAUAUUGAACAACUAAAAUUUACGAAAAAACCAGCAUAAUUGAUCACUCAAUAAAAACAUAAAAUUGUAGCAAGCUCUGAAUUGCAAAAUUUUUUCGUUCAUCAAAUCAGAUAGACUUACCAAAAUUUGCUAAGGAAAAUGAAUAACCAAAAUCGCUCAUCGUCCGUAGAAAACAUUUUAGACUUGAUGGAUAACCUCAUUCGAGAUGUUCCGAACAUGGCCGCAGACCUAACAGAGAGUUCAGAAGCGGCAAAUACCACACCAGUUCAUAAUUUUGGAUCAGGAGAAAAUCGGCGAAUCUUGAAAAUGAGACAGCAAUUAGCUAAGCAGAAUAAUUUCAUUGCAGAACUGAAACGGAAAAUACAGGCUUUGGCGUCGUUAUCGCCGAAAUCAAUAUCCGACCAAGAGGAACUUGCUUUUCUGCGUAGCAGGCUGGAAAAAGAGAAGGAGUUGCUCAAAAAUGUGUUGAAUAGCAUAAAAAUAGAGGAACAAAAGAUGAACAAAGGACAGGUCUGGAAACCAAUCCCACUGUGCAGCGAUCCUUCAGACGACGUAUGUCGCAAUCCAUGGAUGUUGGGGAAUGUAUCUACUCAAGAAAACCGAUUUUCCUAUGAUUUAAAUAUUUCAUCUCUAAGCUCAAAGAUCCAAAUUGACGAAACGAAAGCUCAUGCAGGCGUUAGCGAAAGAAUGCAAAAAGAGCUAAUGAAUCGAGACAGAGUAAUAGAAAUUUUACAAAACCGGGUUGAUGCUCUUACUUCAGAUGUGUUGAAGGUCAGACGUGAUAAUGAAGUUAUUCUUCAAAAAACACCAAAGCAGAGUCAUUUUUGCGAAGCAGAUAUGAUGCACAGACUGCGUUUUUACAAAGACAAUACUGAUGCUUUAGAACGUAACUUGAACCAAAUGGGUGCUGCACUAAGCAUAUUACGUUCAGAGUUAGGUGCCAAUUUAACAGAAAAUUUUUCAAAAUCGAUAACAUGCAGUACAUUUCUUGCGCCGAACAACUGUGAACAAAAAAACCAUUUGCCUAGACAAGAUGACCAAUACAACAGUUUACUUAAAAGCUACACACAAAAAUCCGAUGAGUGUAAAAAAUUAACUGACCGCCUUGCUAAAGCAUGCUCUUGUCAGGAUUCUAGUUCAGAAAAAACAGAACUCGAACUGCUCAGAAAUCGGUGCUCAGAGUUGUUAGAUGUUCAAGAAGAGUUUAAGAUUUUGAUGAAAGAACAAGGAGAACAGUUGGAUGAAUAUCGCAACAAAUAUUUAAAAGCACAGCAAAAAGUCGAAGAACAAAUACUCCAAAUGGAACAAAUAAAUAUUAAGAAUAGUAAAAUAGAAGAUCAAAUCAAUAUUGAAGUUCAGCGAAUCAAAACAAAAUUUCAAGACAAACUCCGCCAACUUGCACCUUUUCCUAAUCUUUUAGAAUCUGAAAAGCAAAAGGUAAAACAAUUAAGGCAAUCUAACGAGAAACUUCUACACGAACUCAAAAAAUCUGCUAAGGAGAUUAAAAAUCUUGAACAUCGUCUACACAAUGCUCACGCUUCCCAAAAUGCAGAACUAGAAAGGGCUCACGAUCUUCUAAAGGUCGAGUUUAAACAGGUUUCAGAAUUGCUGGAUGAGGCUGAAAAAGGAAAGUCCAAUCUAGAAGAUAGUCUGAACAUGGCGCUCAAAGAAAUUGAUGAAAUACGUGUUGAAACUGCGAACAUCAUUGCUAGAGCCAACGAACGUUCACAAAAAGAUAAGAAGACAGCACAACUUAAACAACAUGAGUUGGAGGUCGAGCUUGUUCAAUGUCGGGCGGCAGCUGCCGUAACAAUAAACAAUCGUGAAGAUGCAUUACGCGAAAUGCAGAAUCAAAUAGCAGUUCUUUCGGCCAGUUUUGAUGACGCACAGAUGCAUAUACAAUCAUUGCGAAACCAGCUCACAUUUUUGAGAAAUGAACAGCGUGGAUUAAUUUCUUGAUGUGUUGUAAUUAACAAUAAAUCAUUUCGAUACACAAAACUUUUUUUCAAUACCAGGUUUUACGAUUUUAUUAUAUGUUUCCUUUUUAUGGACUGAAAAAAAAGCUAACUUUAUAUGAACAUUUUAUAUUGUAUAUAUAACAUCAACAGAUAGUUUUAUGUAACGUCCGAUCGCUAUGCUAAUAGUUUCAAUCGAACCAAUUUGAAACUUCAAUGUUGAUGCAAAUAAAUAAAAUUUGUUAAUUGAUACAAAUAAAUAACUUAUAUUACGCGAAGAAACUAAAUAUUCUUUAACAA
Wyeomyia smithii (pitcher-plant mosquito) is the source of this 2447-nucleotide messenger RNA. Its product is annotated as myosin heavy chain, striated muscle. The record is from RefSeq and is a predicted model, not a curated record. Gene Ontology annotation, cellular component: centrosome. Gene Ontology annotation, biological process: regulation of cilium assembly. The transcript has a single exon. Bases 331 to 2151 code for a protein of 606 amino acids. NCBI's taxonomy places the organism in Eukaryota, Metazoa, Arthropoda, Insecta, Diptera, Culicidae.